This is a messenger RNA of Mesorhabditis belari, 480 nucleotides long. The record is from the annotation of a GenBank genome assembly. Lineage: Eukaryota; Metazoa; Nematoda; Chromadorea; Rhabditida; Rhabditidae.
AUGGGUUAUUUUUCAAAAAGCGUGAAAAAGAGAAUCGGAAAUCGUAAAAGUAAACCCAAGGAAAGAGAGAAAGGACCUUCAAAAUGUAAAAAUGGGCAAAAAGAUUGUAUUGGAAAUGUGGUGGACGAGGUGAAUUUGCCCGAGCCGACGCCAAAUUUUCAGAGAAAAAUCAGACUUGCAAAUGGAAAAUUUGAUUAUAUUGAAGAGGAUGCACUUGCAAUGACGCUAAAAAAAACGGAUUAUACAAUCGCCUCUGUGAUCGUCUUUCUUUUCUUUAGUGCUGGCUUCCUAAUUUUUUGGGCCAGUAAAAAUGGGAGAAAAAGAAGUCCAUUCAGAAGUUUGACUAAACAAGAGACAAUACCGCUUAGAGAAAAAAAGAAAACACUAUUCCCGACCGAAUCCUCGUUAAACAUUUACCCGAUACGCAAAAUUGGGAGUGGAGGUUAUGGAAUUGCCAUGGAGUUGAUUGGAUACAAUCCG